AAAAAUACCCAGAAAGCAGAAUCUGAUUAAUCUAAUUAUUUCGCAUUUCCAGUUAAAAAAUCAACCAAAGUUGAGAAAUCAAUGCAACGUAAUCGACCUGACAUCACCAAGAAGAAUAUGAAAAUAUUAAAAAUGUUGAAGAAUAAUCAGAGGAGGAAAAGUGGUCCUUCUUUGCUCAAGCCAUCAUCAGCUCUAUUUGCUUUCCCAGCCUAUCUCAAUCAUAGGGUUAAUCUUUAUUUCCCAUUGAUCAGAAAUUUUUAAAUCUUUUAUAGAUAUUUGGUCCAUUUGAUGAUUAGAGAAAUUGCAUUUUCCACCUAAUAUAUAAAUGUCAGAGGCAUGCAAGUAUUACAGCAUAAAACAACAAUGGAGGAAAAGGGUAAUGAAGGAGGAUCAGAUGUUCGAUAUAGAGGAGUAAGAAGGCGGCCAUGGGGGAAAUUUGCAGCAGAGAUUCGAGACUCGAUGAGGCAAGGUACUAGAAUAUGGUUAGGGACUUUUAAUACAGCUGAAGAAGCUGCAAGAGCUUAUGAUAAAGCUGCAUAUGCAAUGCGAGGUCAUUUAGCUAUAUUAAAUUUCCCCGACGAACACCCUCCAAAAAAGGUUCAUUCUGCUGCCUCUUCUUCUUAUUCUUCCUCCUCUUCUUCUUCUGCUUCUUCUUCAUCUUCUUCUUCUUCUUCUUCCUCCUCAAUUUUACAGAAUGUGGAAAGAAGAGAGAUUGAGCAAGGGAAACAAGUGAUUGAAUUUGAGUGCUUGGAUGACAAGUUGCUCGAGGAUCUUCUUGAUUUUGAUGAUCAGAAUAAAGAUUGAACCUUUCAUGUUAUAGAAUUGGAACUACUUAUCAAUGUUCAUAAACAGAGUUCUGAAUAAAAAUGGAAAUCCUUCAAUUUGGCGCCAGAUGAAGGUAGUUAGUUAGUUAGUUAACCUUUAAGUACUUUGUGGGUCCCUUUCAGUGACCCUUUUUAACCAAAAAAAAUUAACUGUAUACCGAUAAUAAUCAG
Jatropha curcas is the source of this 995-nucleotide messenger RNA. Its product is annotated as ethylene-responsive transcription factor ERF098. Gene Ontology annotation, biological process: ethylene-activated signaling pathway; regulation of DNA-templated transcription. The record is from RefSeq and is a predicted model, not a curated record. Gene Ontology annotation, molecular function: DNA-binding transcription factor activity; DNA binding. Lineage: Eukaryota; Viridiplantae; Streptophyta; Magnoliopsida; Malpighiales; Euphorbiaceae.